AUGACGGCAGAGGAGACAAUCAACAUCAAGGAGGCAGAGGUGAUCAAGCUGAUCCUGGAUUUCCUCAACUCCAGGAAGCUGCACAUUAGCAUGCUGGCCUUAGAGAAGGAGAGCGGUGUCAUUAAUGGACUGUACUCUGACGACAUGCUCUUCCUCAGGCAACUGAUUCUGGACGGCCAAUGGGAGGAGGUGAUGCAGUUCAUUCAACCCCUGGAAGGAAUGGACAAGUUUGACAAGAAAAGGUUCCGCUACAUCAUUCUGAAGCAGAAGUUUUUGGAAGCUCUGUGUGUAAAUAACGCCAUGUCUGCAGCUGAAGAUCCUCAAAAUCUGGAGCUCACCAUGCAAGAGGCCGUCAAGUGCCUCCACAGUUUGGAGGAGUUCUGUCCGACCAAGGAGGACUACAGCAAGCUGUGUCUCCUCCUCACCCUCCCUCGCCUCACCCACCAUGCAGAGUUCAAAGACUGGAAUCCAAGCACGGCACGUGUCCAUUGCUUCGAGGAGGCUUGUGCUAUGGUGGCUGAGUUCAUCCCUGCGGACAGGAAGCUGAGUGAGGCAGGCUUCAGGGCGAGCGGGAACCGCCUCUUUCAACUGCUCAUUAAAGGGAUUCUUUAUGAGUGCUGUGUGGAGUUCUGUCAGAGCAAAGCAACUGGGGAGGAAAUCACAGAGGGUGAGGUGUUGCUUGGCGUGGACUUGCUCUGCGGGAACGGCUGUGAUGAACUGGAUUUGUCAUUGCUAUCCUGGCUGCAGAACCUCUCUCCAGGUGCCUUCUCAUGCGCCUUCCAGCAAAAGGUCCUCAACAUCCACGUGGACCGGCUGGUGAAGCCCAGCAAGGCGGGCCAUGCGGACCUCCUGACUCCAUUAAUGAACCGUCUGUCUCCCUGCCCUACCUCGCCCUUCCACCAGAGGCCUCAUUCAGCCGACACCUACAUGUCCAGAUCUCUCAAUCCGGCUCUGGACGGCCUGUCCCACGGUCUGGCAGCGCAGGACAAGAGAGGCAUGGAGGCGAACUCGAAGUCUGCUCUCAGUCGGAGUCUUGUUGAGAAUAAUGUGCAUCAGCAGGAUGAUUCACCUGAGAGGAAGCACCCACAGAGGCUGGAUGGUCCAAACACCACACGAACACCUCUGACCCCUGGAAAAGAUGCACACCUGUCCAAGGGACACUCACACCCUGCUGACCCUGUCUCAGUGAAGGGGCUGGAGCGUUGUGACUCCACCGAGCACAUACAGGAAUUUUACAGGCAGCGUCUCCGUGUGCAGCAACAUCUGGAACAGAAGCAGCAGCAGAGGCAACUUUACCAGCAGAUGCUGCUGGAGGGAGGCGUGAAGCCGCAGGACGGAGCCCAACAUAACCUCACUGAGACCUUCCUCAGCAGAUCCAUUCAGAAGUUGGAAGAGAUGAAUGUGGGUAUUGACCACAGAGGAGAUGAGGCGAUCACACAUCUGGGCCAGCAGUGGAACGGACUGACAGGGAACAACAGCACAUCUAGUCCCAGGACUACCAACACCCGCCACACUCCAGAUACAGGGGUGGUGAGGGACAAGCCAAGUGGUGUGAGCAGCAGCACCCCAUUAAAGACUGGGGGCCACGGCUUACCUUCCCUCUGUGAGUCUCCAGUUCCUGCCAGUCAAAGUGCUGAGAGGAUCAGAGCAUCUUGUCCCACGGUGCAAGAUGAUUCAGGCUGCUCUGCAACACGCAGCACACAAGAGCCAGGAAAGUCCAAAACCCAGUUUAUUAAAGUCAACCAGCUUGAGGACACGCAGGCAGUACGUGCAGUGGCCUUCCACCCCUCAGGAGCACUCUAUGCUGUUGGCUCCAACUCAAAAACCCUGAGAGUCUGUGCCUACCCAGAAAGCCUGUCCACCAGUGGUUCUGGUGCAGUUAAGCAGCCGGUUGUGCGCUUCAGGAGGAACAAGCACCAUAAGGGCUCAAUCUACUGUGUAGCCUGGAGCCACUGUGGACAACUGCUGGCCACCGGCUCCAAUGAUAAAUAUGUCAAAGUCCUGCCUUUCAAUGCAGACAGCUGCAAUGCCACAGGCCCAGACCUGGAGUUCAGCAUGCAUGAUGGCACCAUCAGGGACUUGGCCUUCUUGGAGGGCCCUGAGAGUGGAGGAUCCAUCUUGAUCAGUGCCGGAGCUGGAGACUGCAACAUCUACACUACUGAUUGUCAGAGAGGACAGGGCCUUCAUGCUCUGAGUGGACACACUGGUCACAUCCUGACUUUGUUCACAUGGGGAGGGUGGAUGAUCGCCUCUGGCUCGCAGGACAAAACAGUCCGUUUCUGGGACCUGCGGGUGCCCAGCUGUGUCCGUGUGGUAGGCACGACACUGCAUGGCUCAGGAAGUGCAGUUGCUUCAGUGGCAGUGGAUCCCAGCGGCCGCCUGCUGGCCACCGGCCAGGAGGACAGUACCUGUAUGUUGUACGACAUCAGAGGAGGCCGCAUAGUCCAGUCAUACCGCCCCCACAGCAGUGACAUUCGCUCAGUGCGCUUCUCACCAGGAGCCCAUCAUCUUCUGACUGGUUCAUAUGACAACAAGAUCAUCAUCAGUGACCUACAAGGGGACCUUACAAAGCCCCUCCCUCAGACAGUGGCAGGGGAACACUGGGACAAGGUGAUCCAGUGUAGGUGGCACCCCCAUGACCAGACCUUCCUCUCCUCCUCUGCAGACCGAACUGUCGUCCUCUGGGCACCAGGCCCGUGAGAAUCCAGAUGAAAAACACUGGUUAAGCAACAGCAGCAGCAGCAGCAGCAAGCACAAGUGUCCACAUACAUCCCAGCAUGGGAUCCCUUACUGUUGCAGGGUGUAUGUACCAUAUGUGUGUUUAUGUGCAUACAUAUGCAUACAUAUUGUGAGUAUCAAGAUGGUUAUAUGUUGGUCAGUUUAAAGUUAACUGUGUGAACUGUUGUGUGUGUUUUGUGUGCAUAUGUGUGUGUGUAUAUAAAUUGCGUGACUGAUACUUUUUUCAGGCAGAAACUCCAGUCACUUUAAAAAAU
Seriola dumerili (greater amberjack) is the source of this 2993-nucleotide messenger RNA. RefSeq names its product WD repeat-containing protein 47-like. NCBI's taxonomy places the organism in Eukaryota, Metazoa, Chordata, Actinopteri, Carangiformes, Carangidae. The record is from RefSeq and is a predicted model, not a curated record. Gene Ontology annotation, molecular function: protein binding. The transcript is spliced from 16 exons. The coding region runs from base 1 to 2700 and encodes 899 amino acids.